Molecule: messenger RNA, 584 nt
Organism: Brachypodium distachyon (stiff brome)
Lineage: Eukaryota; Viridiplantae; Streptophyta; Magnoliopsida; Poales; Poaceae
Product: polyubiquitin-like
Exons: 1
Coding region: 75-584 (169 amino acids)
Biological process (GO): modification-dependent protein catabolic process; protein ubiquitination
Cellular component (GO): cytoplasm; nucleus
Molecular function (GO): protein tag activity; ubiquitin protein ligase binding
Source: RefSeq, a predicted model, not a curated record
CCGGCGCACCCUUGCCGACUACGGCAUUAUCCACGGCGAGUCCACCACGCUCCACCUCGACCUUCAUCUUGACAAUGGCCGCCAACGCCAACAAGGCCCUCGCCCUGGACGUCCAGAGCUCGGACACCAUUAGAGACGUCAAGGCAAAGAUCUACCACAAGCUGCCGGGCAACCCGGUCCCGUCCCGGCAGCGGCUCGUCUUCGCGGGGAAGAUGAUGGAGGAAGACGGGCGCACCCUGGAGGAGUACGGCGUGAAGGAGGAGAGCCGGCUGCACCUGGCCGUUACCCGGCCGCCGCCGCCCGUCGGGGUCUUCGUCAGGGCGCCCAGCGGCAAGCGCCUUUACCUGAGAGAAUUGGAGCUGUCGGACACCGUCUGGAGCGUUAAGGAGAAGAUCUCUGACGAGGAGCGCAUCCCGCCGGGCCGGCUGCGGGUUGUUUAUGGCGGGAAGCAGCUGGAGGACGGCAGCACCCUGGCGGACUGCAAUGUGAGGAACGGCACGUUGCUCACUGCUAUCCUUCGCCUCGGUUGCCGGCACUGCGUAGUCUGCGCUGAGCGUGUAUGUAGGCCGCGCUGUACUAGUUGA